GAGAAUUUGUAGAUAUAUUUAAAAAUGUAGAAAAUAAUAAUUUUGAUGAUUCACUUAUCUGCAUUAUUUACAUUAUUUUUUGUCAGUGUAGUUGACAGCUGUCUGUUAGUAGUGUUUGAAAGUCUAAUUUUGUUUAUUUCUUAAAUUAAAAAUAUUUUUGAGGACUAUUUCUUUGAUGGCUGAUGAAAGUAUUAACUCUAGUCCACGGAAAUUGAAUAACUCCAUACACAAAUCACGUUUACAUCGAAGACAUAAAAGGCUUAACGUAACUGCAGAAUCGUCAUGUAACCAUGAAGAUGAGGAAGAAAAUUUAUCCUGCACACUUUUGGUAAUGUAUGACUCCGACGAGACUAUUCAAGAUUCUAAUAAAAAUAAGUGUCCGCGCAACGAAAAGGCAAUGCCAAAAGUGAAUAUUAGUUACGAUCCAUUUGCUGAGCAUCGUCUUCUUGUCCUUGCGGAUCCGAGUAGUGCAAUGCCUAGCAGCUCUCGCCUUUUUAAAGCCACACAAGGUUUUGAGCCCUGCAAUAAUUUUUUAUUUGAAUCUCUCGAACAUCGAGAAGACAAAAUUAGUGAAAUCAAUUAUAAUAAGACUGAUGCGUUUGAAAUCACAGAUUCUGAGUUGCUACACGUAUGCGAAGAAACGGAAAAGAAAACCAGCGAUUUGUCAAGUAUAAAACAAUUUAAAAUGGAUGAAGAUAAUUCGCCUACAACACCGGAGCCUAAACGAAAAACAAAGUCGAUAGUAGAUUUAAUACUUGAAGAUUUCUGUGGUUCGCCACAAUCUCCAGAACUACAGCAGUCCUCGGAGGAGAGUAACUUAAAUUUCCGAUUUGCUAAUAAACCAUUGCGAACGUACAGCAGACAUAAACACGAAAACGUAAUGGCACGUCAAAAUAUUGCUGAGCAAUAUAACAAGUCCACCAAUAGUGUUGCACAUUGCAUCCCUAAUGAUGAUUUGCUAAGCUAUGAUUCAUCUACCGACCUUUCGGUGCAGGAGGAUCAAACUCAACUUAUACCUGUGAAAGAAGAAGUCGUCUUAUUGCAAAAUUCACAGAGUUUAUGCGAAAAUUUACAAAAUUUGAGCGCUUAUUUUACUGAGUUGUCCGGGGGGAGAGAUAAUAGACAAGAUACAUGUAUGGAAUUUGUAGACCAUCAAUUAGCGGAAAACAACUUAGGAAUAAGGACAAUAGCAGGAAUAGGUAGCUCGGGCGUAUUUUUCACAGCGAACAAAGCAGAGAAUGAUUGUACGCAGUUCGAAGAAGAACUAGUAUUGGCGGAAACGGAGAAACAAUUUAAUUUAGAAAUAAAGCCAUUAGCAGAGAAAAGUAGUUCGGGCAUAUUAUUCACAGUGGAUAAUGUAAAAGAUGAUUGCAUCCAGAUCGAAGAAGAACAAGUGCUACCGGAAAUGGAGGAACAACUUAGAACCAGUCCCACUGGACAUAUUUCAAACGAAGAAGACUUUAAAGGCUUUAGCAGUGAGGAAGAGGACACUAGCGUCGAUUGGGGACUCACAUCAAAACAAAACUGUGAUAGAUUAACACCUAACGAAGACGAUACAAAUAAUGACGAGCAAAACGAUGAAUGGUAUGAUGAAUGUGAUAUAUUUGCGAAAUUCGAUAUGGGUAUUGCCUUGGAUGCGGCUUCAUCAUUCAAGUUAGACAAAAUUGAAACUUCAGAAGCAAAUCAUACGAUGGAUACUAACGCAUGUAAUUUUGAGCAAAGCAAUGCAGAACCAAAAUUAGGCUUUCGAACUGCCUCCAAUAAAGAAGUUAAAAUAUCUGCUGAAGCUCAAGCUCGUGCGACGUCCAUAUUGAAAAAUCUACCGCCAUUACCAAUAAAUAGUAGUUUUGACGAAGAGUUACCUGUGGAAGAUGAAGAAAUUGAAGAUUGUCAAAAUGUCAUGAAUCGAACAAUAACCAUUUCUAAGACGACAAGUGAUGACUUAGUUGGCACCUCAGUAAAUCCGUACGUUGUCCACAAUAAUGUCAAUAUCCAAUGUAAAGAAAUGUCGGACUUUGGCGGGUUUACCGCGUUCUCCCAUAAAGUAAUCACAAUUUCAAAUGAAGCAAAGCAGCCGGUAGUGCCUAUCCUAAAGACGCUAACGCCACUCCCACAUGACGAAAUCUGUCUAAAAAAUGAGGCUACUUCAAAAAAUGACUCGACUAGUGAAGUGUUAUGCAUUGGCUUUCGCACAGCUUCAAGUAAAUCAAUAAAUAUAUCCAAGGAGGCACAAGAACAAGAGUUCAAAAUACUAGAGCAACUGCCAAAAGAUGACAUGGAAGCGGAGCUUGAUGCGAAUAAAUUGACUGGAUUUCCCACUGCUUCAAGAAAAACGAUACAAAUAAGUGAUGAUGCUAAAAAACGAGCUGCGCGCUUAGUAGCAGACGUGAUGGAAUAUCAAAAAGAAAGUGCUGAGGAUGAUGUUAAGCGAUCUUUAGAGAAUUUACAAUUUAGUGAGUGGCCUGUAGAAGGGGAGGACGAAGAGAAUGGUGAUGAAGUAUUGGUGAAUAAAAAAAUGGCUAAUGCAAACACUGCAAAUGAAUGCAAAAUAAAUCUUCCAGGUUUCUCGACGGCAUCUAAAAAAGCGAUUGUAAUAUCGGAAGAGGCAAAGCAAAGAGCUGCUAGUAUAUUAGAGCGCUUACCGGAGCUGCCUGUCAGUGAAAACUUGAAGGCUGAAAAUAUCAAAGAGAAUUCAGAAACUAAAUCGUUAGAUAAUUUGCUGUUUUCUGAGUGGCCUAUAGGUCCAGUUAUCGAUGACUUAGCCGAUAAAAACGAAGCAGCAUUGAAUGGUUUGAAUAAAAGAAAACGUAACGAUUGCGAUGGCGCACAAAAUGCACGAAUAUCAGCAUCUCCGUCUCAAACACCAAAAUUCAUUUGUAAAUCGAUUUGUGGUGAACGCAGUCCGUUAGCUCACAUACAAACGACCAUCCCGCAUUCCAGUUUGAGCGAAUUGGCAGUUAAAACUCCGCCAGAUUAUCGCGCUAGUCGUGGUAUAAUAGCGCGUAAGAAUCUGUUGUCCUUAAAUAAGAGUAACAAAGUGAAGGCGAAAUCUUCAAAACACCUGGAUUUCAAGUCCGAAAGUAGCAUGGUCGAAACACCAACGAAGCGAAGCGGCGCAACAACCGCUGCAUCAAUUGCCAAUGAAUCCAAAUCACCACCUGCCACACCCAUACCAAAUUUGCAAGAAUUUUUCACCUCAGCCGCCAUGAGCACCAGCACACCACAGCCACCAGCACGACAGCAAACGCACAUGCGCACACGUGCCAGAAAGCGGGCGGAAUCGGUAGCAGCCGCAUUGGGUACACCAACUACAACAAAAGCCAAAGCAACAGUAACAACACCAACAAAUGAUACAUCAUUUAAGCAUAUUGAUUGGGAAAAUGAUAGUGUUAAUAAAAGCGCCGCUUCGCUCAAUGCCAGCAGAUUGUCAAAUUCAUCGUGUAAUAACAUAAUGAAAAUGGAAUUGAAUCCGACGCCGAAACAGCGUAUCGAGCGACUGCAUAUGUAUGGCAAACCGCCAAGUGUCUCGCCGAUUUGUAUGUCUAGCACAAACAAUUGUCGUAUAUCGGGAUUAAAAAGACGCACGAGCAGAGCCUCCAAGGGCGAGCGCAUUGACAGAGAGUAGUGCGUCGUGAGCAUUGCUUGCCGAUAUUGUUUAUCUUGUGAAACAGAGCAUGUGCUUAAUUAUCAAUAUGUGUAUCUUAACAAUAGUUGUUAGCAAUAUGUAAAUAUGUACGUAUGUAAAUUUA
Messenger RNA from Bactrocera oleae (olive fruit fly), 3749 nucleotides. It is a transcript of the gene Brca2, whose product is annotated as BRCA2, DNA repair associated. Lineage: Eukaryota; Metazoa; Arthropoda; Insecta; Diptera; Tephritidae. Gene Ontology annotation, biological process: double-strand break repair via homologous recombination; regulation of DNA-templated transcription. The record is from RefSeq and is a predicted model, not a curated record.